Molecule: messenger RNA, 310 nt
Organism: Caenorhabditis angaria
Lineage: Eukaryota; Metazoa; Nematoda; Chromadorea; Rhabditida; Rhabditidae
Source: the annotation of a GenBank genome assembly
AUGAACGGACUUCGGUGCGCAAUUCUUCUCGUUUUUGCAAUUGUUUUGUGCUUCGGUGAGUUAUUUAUCAUUGCUUAGUUUUAAUUUUAGAUCAAUUUAUUUUUAGCCAACGAUGAGGAUAACUUCUUUGCCUCAUGGAUCAAACCAAGCCCAAAUCUUCGCUCGAUGUCUCGCUCCAGAUAUUCGGGACGACUUUUGCCACAAAGAAUGUAUCGAAGUGGGCCGAACACUUGGGUGAGUUAAUUGCAGUUUAAAGAUCAGACCCGAAAAAAUGUGCCAAAUAUUUCAGGACCUUCCAGUCGAUGAAUGA